This is a messenger RNA of Colletotrichum destructivum, 1776 nucleotides long. Its product is annotated as Putative major facilitator, sugar transporter, major facilitator superfamily. Lineage: Eukaryota; Fungi; Ascomycota; Sordariomycetes; Glomerellales; Glomerellaceae. Bases 71 to 1765 code for a protein of 564 amino acids. Gene Ontology annotation, cellular component: membrane. The transcript is spliced from 4 exons. Gene Ontology annotation, biological process: myo-inositol import across plasma membrane. Gene Ontology annotation, molecular function: myo-inositol:proton symporter activity. The record is from RefSeq and is a predicted model, not a curated record.
CCCCUUUCUCCUGUUUGCAUUUUUGGCAGCCAUCUUCCUUCGGACGUUGCCAGCAUUGACCCAGUCGAACAUGUCUCGAACCUCGCCCGACUCUGACAACAAGUUCACGUCGAGAGAUGCGUCUCUCGACAAGAUGAAGCUGGAAGGGGCCACGUCCCACGUCGAACAAAGCGACCCGAGCAGCAACCGCGACUUUGACGACUCCAUCGAGGACACCGAGCCUUCCAGGGCUGUGUGGCUCAUCACCUUCACCGUGGCAAUGGGCGGUUUCCUGUUCGGUAUGAAAGCCUCCGCCGUCCAAACCGCGAAUUUGCGGACCUCCCAACUCCGUGAAACGUUGGAAGAAGCUUGCCUUGCUGACGACUUCCCAGGCUACGACACGGGCGUCAUCUCGGCCGUCCUCGUCAGCCUGAAAGAUGACCUGGGCCACGAGCUCGACUCCCACGAACAGGAGCUCAUCACGUCCAUCACCUCGGGCGGCGCGCUGCUCGGCGCCCUGAUAGCCGGCUUACCUGCCGACAGAUACGGGCGGAAGCUGGGAAUCUACCUCGGGUGCCUGCUCUUCCUAAUCGGCACCAUCAUCCAGGCGGCGGCCUUCUCCGUCGCCCAGAUGACCGUCGGGCGUCUCAUUGUCGGCCUGGGAGUCGGUUCCGCCGCCAUGAUUAUCCCUCUAUACAUCGGAGAACUGGCCCCGGCCAAGCACCGCGGCCGCAUGAUCGCGUUCGACAACAUGAGCGUCACCUUUGGCCAGCUCGUCUCGUACGCCCUGGGCGCCGGCUUCACCGAGGUCCCCCACGGAUGGCGCUACAUGGUCGCCGUCGGCGGCGUGCCCCCUAUCGUCCUCGCGUUCCUCCUGCCCAAGUGUCCCGAGUCCCCGCGGCAGCUCAUAUCCCACGGCAAGCUCGAGGAGGCCGCGCGCGUCAUCAAGAGGGUAUACCCGCACGCCACUGAGGAUCAGGUCGCCGCCAAGGUAGGCCACAUGGCGUACACCGUCGAGGUCGAGACACAGGUCACCUCGGGCUCGCUGUGGGAUCGCUUCAAGGAGCUGCACGUCGUGCCGUCCAACUUCCGGGCUCUGGUCUGCGCCUGCGCCAUCAUGGCUAUCUCCCAACUCGGCGGUUUCAACACGUUGAUGUACUACUCGGCGACCCUGUUUGGUCUCGUCGGCUUCAACAAGCCCGUUGCCGUCUCCAUCGUCGUCGGCGCAACCAACUUUGUCUUCUCGCUCGUCAACCUGUUCAUCAUCGACAGGGUUGGUAGGAGACGGAUCCUCCUUAUUACCGUUGCCGGAAUGUCCGUCAGUAUGGUCGUGGCCGCCGUUGCGUUCCACUGGAUCCCCGUCUCCCCAGACCUCAAGCUCCAGACGGGCUCGGUGAACUGGGCAGGCAUCCUCGUGCUCGUCACCAUCAUCGUGUACGUCGCCUGCUUCGCCGGCGGUGUCGCCACUAUCGCCUGGGUCGGCACGGAGCUCCUCCCGCUCGAGGUCCGCGCCCUCGGCACCAUGAUGAACACCGUCGUCUGCUGGGGCUGCAACAUCAUCAUCGCCUCGACCUUCCUGUCCAUGAUGAAGGGCAUGACGCCGAGCGGCGCCUUCGGCUUCUACGCGGGCAUCUGCUUCUUCGGCUGGGUCUUCUGCAUCUUCUGCUAUCCCGAGGCCAACGGUCUCCCGCUCGAGGACGUGCGGCAGAUUUUCGCCACCGGUUUCGGCGUCAAGAAGGCGAAUGAGUUGCAGAGGCUCCGAAAGAUGACAGGAGGCUCGGCGUAGUCUUUCUGUUU